This is a messenger RNA of Necator americanus (New World hookworm), 267 nucleotides long. RefSeq lists its product as uncharacterized. Bases 1 to 267 code for a protein of 88 amino acids. The transcript has 3 exons. The record is from RefSeq and is a predicted model, not a curated record. Lineage: Eukaryota; Metazoa; Nematoda; Chromadorea; Rhabditida; Ancylostomatidae.
AUGUACUGGCCGGACUUGGGAAGUACAUGGGAAGAAACUCGCGGCACGUCCCGUUGCGACGAUCGAAGUAAUGGGCAGGAACGACAAUUAUUAGCAUCUGGUCAUAAUCAAAUGUCCAACAAUCAUCUACGAGAAUCCCUUCGAGACACAAUGUUGUACUACUCAAUAAGGAAACGCGGGAUUCAUUUCGCUUGCAGAAACAUACGAGAACCAGCUCAGCUCUGCUUAACUAUCGUAAUAUUGUGGAUCACAUUUGAGAAGGUUUGA